AUGGUGCUUGCGCGCCUCCUAGCGGUCCUGUUUGGCGCCGCCAUUUGGGAGUCGUCCUUGACGACGGCCGCCCUAGCAACGAACGACGUGCACCUUCCGGGCGAGUCCGACUUCCACCAGCAACGUGAAGGCGCCAAGUCGGCCUACCCGACGCCCUCCUCCAUCGUCACGUACCACAUCGAGCACGAGCAAACCGAGUUAGCCGCCCGUCGCUACUUGGCCACGCUGAACGACUCCGAAAUCCACCGACUUCCGGCCUGGUGCAAGCCGUGCAACGCGUCCGUGCUGCAUUACUGCCGCACGUCCGACUUCCUCAACGAUCAUUGUUGCUGCGAGUAUUCCCACACCAAAGAGCAACUGCCAUGGAUGCCACACACCUGCCUGCGUCAGUUGGACGAACGCUGCACGGCGAACGCCGGAUCCUGCAGCAAGUACCGUGCGAUCAAAGAGUGCUGCUGCGAUCGCCUCACGAAGCUCGAAUAUAAAACCAAAUUUUCGACGGCGGCCAGUUCGGUACCAUUCCAUUCUUGGUUGCUUCUACUGAUCGUUGGCGUUCUACACACAGCCGUUACCCACCGGCUCUACCCUAGCGAAAGUUAG
Anopheles coustani is the source of this 600-nucleotide messenger RNA. RefSeq lists its product as uncharacterized. Lineage: Eukaryota; Metazoa; Arthropoda; Insecta; Diptera; Culicidae. The record is from RefSeq and is a predicted model, not a curated record. Bases 1 to 600 code for a protein of 199 amino acids. The transcript is spliced from 3 exons.